This is a messenger RNA of Colletotrichum orchidophilum, 1434 nucleotides long. RefSeq names its product tafazzin. The record is from RefSeq and is a predicted model, not a curated record. NCBI's taxonomy places the organism in Eukaryota, Fungi, Ascomycota, Sordariomycetes, Glomerellales, Glomerellaceae. Bases 1 to 1434 code for a protein of 477 amino acids. The transcript has 2 exons.
AUGACUAAGAAAAGGCAUCAAGCGUUAUACUCGAAGCCGCAGUCAACUGCCCCUUCUUCACUGGGUGCCUCAGCUUCAGCGUCCUCUUCUGCCCAGAGUCAACGUAGGGGCGUUAACGAACUUUUGGCUGAUCUUCGUCGAUCAUCCUCCCGUGCUACCCCGACGGCAUCGGCAGCAGCAGCAUCGGCAGCGACCACACCCACCGUCCCGCCCGCCCUCCGACAGAUCCUCCAGAUCCCAGAGACGCCCCCGCCAGCGCCCAGGCGUGUUCCAAGAUUCGACGCUACAGGCCGACGAGUACCACCUGGCCCACCACCUCCACGCAGCUGGUUAUCACGAUCCAGCCAUGCCCAGCGCGCACACGCGACCGCGGCCCACCGUGGCACCCAGGCCACGGAGGGCCUGCCUGGCACGUACGAGCCUGACAAGGGCAGCUUGAUGGACCUCAUCCUGCGAAGGAUGGCCCUGAACUGGGAGCUCCAUAAAGAUUACGACCAGUACUACUUGCACACGCUGCCCAGCCGUGUCAGGGCCUCGUUGGCAAAGUAUGUUGGCGUAUGGUACGAGGGCGGCGCGUCCGCUGCAGACCUGCACAACAUCCUGAUCCCUCCUCCGGCGCACGAGGGUCAGCAGCCACUCGACGUCGACGGCCUUGUGUCCCUGAACAACGAUGUCUAUUUUCUCGACUUGACUGGCUCGGUGGGUCACUCGAUGACCGUCAGGGAGUUGGCGGACGUCCUGUUCCCGCAGCAGCUGGCGAGCGCCGCCGAGGCCGUGCAGGAUUCCUGGGACACCGCAGAGGCGCCGUCGCUCCCGCCGAAGCUCCUCCCCAACAUCACACACCUCUGCCUCACCGUCGCCCCCAGCGCGCAGCAAGGCGGCGGGGCGCCCGGCGUGUCAUGGAAGCAGCUCCUUCCGCUGGCAGCGAAGCUGCCUACGCUAACACACCUGAGUCUAGCGUACUGGCCCGAGCCGUCGCUGACGCCCAACGCAAAGUUCUCCAAAAUUGUGUCGUCUGAAGGCCGCGCCGAGGCUUAUUCAGGCACGGGGGCGUACGCACACACUCUGGAUGAUGACUGGUCCGAGGCUGUUAUCCUGCUGAGGAAGCUGAGCAAGAGCCUCUAUAGGCUGGAGUACCUCGACCUCACGGGCUGCGGCGUGUGGUUCAAGGCCCUCAUGGCCAACGUCGACGGAGACAAGGUCGACUGGACAGGGCCAUGGGGUAAGGUCUCAACCUUAAAGUUGAGGUACGGGUAUGAGAUAAGCGUAGACACGCCGAUUGCGGACCACGAGAGGUUCCGUGAGGCGGCGCAAAUGGCGAAGGCAAUUGAGAAGUACAUCGUAGCGCAGAGAGCUGGAAAAGGGAGGUUCAUCAACGUGAACAGUGAUCAGAUAGAAGAUGUGCAGACGUCAUUUAUGCCAUUCAUAAUUUAG